Molecule: messenger RNA, 232 nt
Organism: Paramuricea clavata
Lineage: Eukaryota; Metazoa; Cnidaria; Anthozoa; Malacalcyonacea; Plexauridae
Source: the annotation of a GenBank genome assembly
GAGUUGGUUCACGUUGGUGAAUAUAAAGUUGUCUGUAUUUGUGAAGCUUGGUUAAACAAUACAAUCCUUGAUACAGAACUACUCCCAGGUUUCAAUAUUUUUCGUCGGGACAGGACCGGGAGAAUUGGCGGUGGUGUUCAAAUCGCGAUUACAGAAAACAUUUUACACAUUAUAGAAAGUCGGCGUUGUGACCUCGAAAGAGAUGGCAUUGAACUUGCUGUAGUUCAACUCA